GUCGACUCUGCAGACAGACAGUGAGUCACUACACACACAGGCAGCCAGGCGGACUUCUCCCUGCCUCACCUGCACCGUCCGACUCCCAACGUGCGCACUGCGUCCACACGGCACACGCGAUUACACAGAGGAAGAGGGAGGGCCUGGCUAGACGCAGACGUCAGACGAGCAGAGAGAGGGCGGAAGUAACAUGCGGCUUAGCGGCGCAGUACGGAGCAGGGAGGGCGGAAGCCGGAAGGAAGAACACAGUAUGGAGUAUGCCUGGAGGAGGACUAUAAAACCACUUAGACAUGGAAACGCAAAGGGAGUCUCGGUUCUCCCCAGAUAAGAGGUCGUCGCAGGAUGGGCUAGUGGACUCUGCAGAUGGCAGUCUCGGUGUCUGUGGUUGGAUCAUAUUGAUUCUAUCAGCCUUUUUGGCAGCCGUUACUUUUCCCUUAUCCAUAUGGUUUUGCGUGAAGAUUGUUCAAGAAUACGAGCGUGCAGUUGUAUUUCGCUUGGGUCGCAUUAUUUCAGGAAAAGCAAAAGGGCCAGGUUUGAUGUUGGUGCUGCCCUGCACAGAUACCUUCAUAAGGGUUGACCUCAGAAUUAUCUCCUUUUCAAUUCCACCACAAGAGAUCCUCACCAAGGAUUCCGUGACUACAACUGUGGAUGGCGUUGUUUAUUACAGUGUAGACAGCGCUAUAAAGGCAGUGGCUAAUGUGAGUAAUGUUCAUGUAGCCACGCAGCAGCUUGCGCAGACGACUCUGAGAAACAUCCUGGGAACACAAACCCUUUCCAACAUUCUGUCCAACAGGGAGGAAAUCGCCAACAAUAUUCAGGCGAUCCUGGACAACGCAACUCACAAAUGGGGGGUGAAGGUGGAUCGUGUGGAGAUGAGAGAUGUGCGCCUGCCAGUUCAGAUGCAGAGAGCUAUGGCUGCUGAAGCAGAAGCUACACGAGAGGCUAGAGCAAAGGUUGUGGCUGCUGAGGGUGAAAUGAACGCAUCCCGAGCUCUCAAAGAAGCUUCUCUAGUCUUAUCAGAAUCUCCAGCAGCUCUUCAAUUGCGUUACUUGCAGACACUCAACACAAUUGCAGCAGAGAACAACUCAACAAUUGUCUUCCCUCUCCCUAUUGAGUUGAUGCAAGGAUUGCUUAACAGAAAGUAAAUCACAAAGCUCAUGAACAAACUCAACACUUUACAUACCACAGGCUUCUCCAUUCAGCUAAAUAAGUCUGUUUUCUAGGAAUAAACAUUUCAUUGUGGUUA
This is a messenger RNA of Xenopus laevis (African clawed frog), 1246 nucleotides long. RefSeq names its product stomatin like 3 L homeolog (gene stoml3.L). Bases 291 to 1145 code for a protein of 284 amino acids. The record is from RefSeq and is a predicted model, not a curated record. Gene Ontology annotation, cellular component: plasma membrane; membrane. The transcript has 8 exons. Lineage: Eukaryota; Metazoa; Chordata; Amphibia; Anura; Pipidae.